Pogoniulus pusillus (Red-fronted tinkerbird) is the source of this 5114-nucleotide messenger RNA. RefSeq names its product solute carrier family 38 member 3 (gene SLC38A3). The transcript is spliced from 16 exons. Bases 188 to 1723 code for a protein of 511 amino acids. Gene Ontology annotation, cellular component: plasma membrane. Gene Ontology annotation, biological process: histidine transport; L-glutamine transport; asparagine transport. The record is from RefSeq and is a predicted model, not a curated record. Gene Ontology annotation, molecular function: L-histidine transmembrane transporter activity; L-asparagine transmembrane transporter activity; L-glutamine transmembrane transporter activity. NCBI's taxonomy places the organism in Eukaryota, Metazoa, Chordata, Aves, Piciformes, Lybiidae.
CCUACAGGAUGGGGGCGGGCCCGGCUGCGGUUUAAUCCCCGACUCCGCCGGGAUUACGGCUGUAGGAUAGUCUCUAAUCCGCGGCAGCAACCACCGGGGCUGUUCGCCCCAUCCCGCAGCAGAGGCACUGUUGGAGAGGGGACAGAGCCCAAGGAGAGUUCAGAGCAAGCCCAGCCACCUCCCCAACAUGGAUACUAGAAACGUGCCCCUCCAGGCUGAGAUGGUGGAGCUGGUGCCCAAUGGGAAGCAUGCAGCUGCACUCACCACCUCUGCUGUCCCAUCUCUGACAGGUGAUAGGUUUGAGGAGAACCAGUCUGGUACGGCAGAAAUGGAGGAGUUCCUGCCCCAAGGUGCCGAGAAGAAGCAGACACACUUCACUGAUUUUGAAGGGAAGACAUCUUUUGGGAUGUCUGUCUUCAACCUGAGCAAUGCCAUCAUGGGCAGUGGCAUCCUGGGACUGGCCUAUGCCAUGGCAAACACUGGCAUCAUCCUCUUCCUCUUCCUCCUGACGGCAGUGGCUCUGCUUUCCAGCUACUCCAUCCACUUGCUGCUCAAGUCCUCUGGCAUUGUGGGCAUCCGUGCCUACGAGCAGUUGGGCUACCGAGCCUUCGGCACACCAGGGAAGCUGGCUGCAGCCAUUGCCAUCACGCUGCAGAACAUCGGAGCCAUGUCCAGCUACCUGUACAUUGUCAAAUCUGAAGUGCCUCUCGUCAUCCAGACCUUCCUCAACCUGGAGGAGAAGACCACGGACUGGUACAUGAAUGGGAACUACCUGGUGAUCCUGGUUUCUGUCACCAUUAUCCUGCCCCUGGCCCUCAUGAAGCAGCUGGGCUACCUCGGCUAUGCCAGCGGCUUCUCCCUCAGCUGCAUGGGCUUCUUCCUUGUCUCGGUCAUCUACAAGAAGUUCCAGGUCCCUUGCCCACUUCCUGACCAGGACGGGAAUUUUACUGGCAUCCUUAACAACACCCUCCUCAGCACUAGUGACUACCAGAAUGGCUACACCGUCCUGCAGGCACCUGAGCAAGACACCUGCAGCCCCAGCUUCUUCACACUGAAUUCCCAGACGGCGUACACCAUCCCCAUCAUGGCCUUUGCUUUUGUCUGCCAUCCUGAGGUUCUGCCCAUCUACACUGAGCUGAAGGACCCCUCCAAGAAGAAGAUGCAGUGCAUCUCCAAUAUCUCCAUCAUGGUCAUGUACCUCAUGUACUUCUUGGCUGCCCUCUUUGGCUACCUCACAUUCUACGGCCGGGUGGAAUCAGAGCUGCUGCACACAUACAACAAAGUGGACCCCUUUGACGUACUCAUCCUGUGCGUGCGGGUGGCCGUGCUGACAGCUGUCACGCUCACUGUUCCCAUCGUCCUCUUCCCGGUGCGCCGGGCAAUCCAGCAAAUGCUGUUUCAAGGAAAGGACUUCAGCUGGGUCCGCCACAUCAUCAUUGCCGUGGUCCUGCUGACCUUCAUCAACCUUUUGGUCAUCUUUGCCCCCUCCAUCCUUGGCAUCUUCGGCUUGAUCGGUGCCACGUCUGCUCCCUGCCUCAUCUUUAUCUUCCCGGCCAUCUUCUACAUCCGCAUUAUGCCCAAGGACAAGGAGCCAUUGCGUUCCACUCCAAAAAUCCUGGCUGCCUGUUUUGCCCUCCUCGGAGUGCUCUUCAUGAUCAUGAGCUUGAGCUUCAUCAUCAUCGACUGGGCCACAGGUGGGGGGAAGAGUGGUGGCGGGCAUUAGCCAGCACCGGGUGCCCACGCCAACCUCCCCCCCACCUGCUGGAAGAGCCGGCCCCGGGUUCAGCCCUACCGGGCUUCCCCGAGGACCUUCUGCUGUUGCUACCCAUCACCAGUGGUGGUGCUGAGGGGGCAUGAGCCAUGACAGGUGUGGGAACCCCUCCCUGCUCUGCGCUUCAGUUUCCCCAUCUGUAAAAUGGGGAGAAUAAUACUGCCCUACCUCACCGGGAGCUGGCUGUCAGGUGGAGCUCAUCUCUGCAUACCCAGAGCUGCUGGCAGCGGGCACUGCCAGGGGCAUGGGGCACCGCCUGCUGUGGGGGCCAAGGAAUAGAGCUCUUUCCUGGCAUUGAGAGCCCUGAUGAACAGUGUCUGCGUGAGGCUGGAGUCCAGUGUGGUGGUUGAACCUGUAGCAAUGCCUGUGCCCAAGCCACCUGCUCUCUUGCCCUGCCAUCUUCUGGUACCUGGCAAGAUACCACCCCACUGCUUCAGCAUCAUGGGGGCAGUGUGGCUGCUGUGGGCAAGUGUGGUCCUGCUGCUGUGGUUGGCAGUGCCCAGACCGCUGCUCUUGAGCCUUCUUGAGAAAUAGUUGGUUGGUUCCUGAUGCCCAUGGAUGGGACCCUGCUGACCCCCAGGCUGUGCUUGGGGACUGGCCAUAUUGCUAUGGGGAGGCAGCAUGCCUGCCGAGGGCACCCACUGGCACCCUGCCCAUGUUGCAACUUGGCUACCCAGGACAUAGGUGGGAGGGCUGGGGCCCAGCUUGGGACUCUAGAGCCACUCCCCUGUCUGGACACCAAGGUGAUGGGUACUCCUGUGACCCAACUUGACCCUGCUAACCUUGCCUCUGGGGCCAGCAGCCAGAUCCUCACAGCCCUUGACCCUCCACCCACCCACCCAUACAUGCUGCUGGGACACCCUAUGCCAUGCCAAAACUCUGGGAGCAACAGUCCCACCCCUUGCCACCCUCCUCAGCAGGUGGGCAGCCUGGCAGGGUGGGCAUCAUGGGGUGGGGUGGGAGAGGUCUUGCAGCAGAGUUCAUCAGAGAUGUAUUUUUUUACUGGCUUGGUGGAGUCUGGAUUUUUUUUUUUAUAAAUACUGUACAUAAAAGUAGAUUUCUCCUACACAUACAAAACCUGUUCAUCCCCUCCAAAAGCAAGGGAAGCAGGUGGAGUAAGAGAACCCUCUCGGCUUAACUGUGAGAUUCUGGGUCUGCUCAGAACCAAAAAGGAAACGUACAAAAGAUGGAAAAGUGGAUCAUUGCCUGUUGAAAACUACAGGGGCAUUGCCAGGGUUAUGCAGAGAUGCAUUUAGGAAAGCAAAAGCUCAAUUUGAAAGAAAAUUGGCCAGGGAUGUCUGAAACUACAAGAAAGGCUUCUUCAGUUAUGUUAAAGCCAAGCAGAAACAGAAGGAGAACAUUUGCCCUAUUAAACAGGAGAGAUGAGCUAGUCAACAACAGUGCUGAAAAGGCAGCUGAAGAGGCAGAAGUCCUCAACUCCUUCACCUCCAUCUUCGCCAGCACUGCUGGGUCCCAGGACAUGAGAACAAAUGUCCAGACUGAUACAGACAUAGGCCUGCCAUCGGUGAAGGAAGAAUUGGUGUGUCAACUACGACAAGAGCUUGACCUGUACGAAUCGAUGGUCCCAGAUGCCAUCCACCUGAGGGUGUUCAAGGAACUGGCUGUUGUUGCUGUGAGGCAGCUCUCCAUAAUAUAUAAGGAAUGGUGGAGGUUGGGAGGUGUGCCUGAAGACUGGAAGAAGGCUAAUGUCACCCCUAUCUACAAAACAGGUUCCAAGGAGGACCCAGGCAAUGAUAGACUCAUUAGCCUAACAUUAAUCCCUGGGAAAAUUAUGGAGCAAACCCUCCUGGGGACUAUUGCAAGUAAACUGAAGAAGGUGGUAGGGAAAAGCCAACAUGGAUUCACCAGGGGUAAGUCGUGCUUGACAAACUUGAUUGCCUUCUAUGACAAGGUGACAUGCUCAGUUGAUGUGGGGUGAGCAGUGGACACAUCCACCUGGAUCUAUCCAAGGUUUUCCACACCAUCUCUCACAGCCUCCUCCUUGAGAAACUGACAUACUGUGACCUAGACAAGUGGUCUGUGGGGUGAGUGGAGAGCUGGCUGACAGGCCGUACCCAGAGGGUGGUAAUAAAUGGCUUUCUCAGACUGGCAACCUGUCACUAGUGGGGUGUCCCAGGGAUCAAUAUUGGGCCUAAUGCUGUUUAAUGUCUUUAUUAAUUAUUUAGACAUUGGAAUUAAGAGCACCCAGAUGAAGUUUGCUGAUGACACAAAAACAAGUGGGGAAGUUAACACCCCAGAAGAGAGCUACCCCCCAGGGAGACCUUGAUAGGCUGGUUGAGCAGGCAAGAAGAAACUGGAGUUUAAUGAGGCGAAAUGUAGGGUCUUGCACCUGGGAACACAUAACCCAGGCAUACAGCUCAGGUUGAGAGCUGCCUAGCUUGAGAGAAGCACUGUGGAGAGAGACCUGGGGGUCUUGGUGGACAAAAGGCUCAACAUGAGUGAAGUGUGCUGUGGUGGAUAAAAAACAAAGCCAAUAGGAUGCUGAGUUGCAUUAAUAAGGCUAUCACAAGCAGGGAUAAAGAUGUCAUUCUCCCAGUCAGUACUACUCAGGCUGCACCUGUGUACAGUUUUGGUCCCCACUAUACAAGGAGGAUGCAGACAGGUCUUCCAUUCUCUCGCCCCUUUCCAGCCUGCCAUAUGAAGGAAGGCUGAGAGAACUGGGUUUGUUCAGCCUUGAGAAGAGAAGGCUUAGGGGAGACCUCGUGGCCAUGUACAAGUACAUAAACAGCAUCUAUUAUGAGGAGGGAGACUCCCUUUUUAUAAAGAGCCACAUGGUGAAGACAAAGGGCAAUGGGGACAAGUUGCUACUGGGGGGAUUUGGACUGCAUGUCAAAUGUUUUUACCCGUUGAACUAUUAAACAUUGGAAUAAACUCCCAAGGGAGGUGGUGGAUUCGGAUUCCCCUACAUUAGACAGUUUCAAGGUCCAGCUUGACAGGGCGCUGGGCCAUCUCCUUUAAACUAUAUUCUUACCCUGAAAGGUUGGACUAGAUGAUCCUUGAGGUCCCUUCUAAUCUGGUAUUCUAUGAAUAUAUACUAUGAAUAUAUAUUUUUUUUCAUGUGCUGUGUUGCUCUGGGUAGCUCUGUAUAAUGUACAUAUCCAUAUAGGGCAGAAUGGGGCUGUGACCUGGUGCCAGAAAGGGGCACUGCAGCAGACCUGUGCUGCAGUGUGACCCCAAUGUCCUUGUCCCCAGCCCAGAUGCCCUGUGGCCACCCUUGCGCCAUGCUGGGGGGGUACACUUUUAAGAGGUCUGUGAGGCAGUGUCCAUGCUGGUGAGGAGGCCAGUGAAGGCUCUGGCAGUGAGAAUAAAGAUGUGAACAUGU